This is a messenger RNA of Amoebophrya sp. A25, 1326 nucleotides long. Lineage: Eukaryota; Dinophyceae; Syndiniales; Amoebophryaceae. The record is from the annotation of a GenBank genome assembly.
AAAUGAAUGAUGCAAUUCCGAUGGUUCCGUGAAGUGACUCAUCACAAGGCCGGGAAAUAUUGGUGCAAAAAGUAUCUGGGGGUGAAAGUAGAAUACAGCUAUUCUUGCUAUUUCCUUGAUUUUUCCAACUAUAUAAGAUUUAAGUUAGUAAUAUUCUUCAUUUGCUGAUUUUUGUACAACUAUCGACAUCGAGUAAGCUCACUACUUCUAGUUCUAGGCAAAAUGAAGCUUGUUGUUUUCUUGCGGAAGCUGGCGAAUGAGUCGGUGACCGUGGACUUGAAGAGCAACACCAGCGUCACUGGAACCGUGCUAGGCGUCGACAUGCAGAUGAACAUGCACGUGAAGAACGCAAAGGUACUUUUUAUGCACUUAAUACUUACAGAAAGAACGACAGAAAAAUUCGUUUUCAUUGAAAAAUGAUGACCACGACUAAGUACAUUGAUAUGGUGAUUCUCCAAACAGUACGUUUACGAAGAAGUGUACGUUUUUCAUUCCUGUACUUAUAACUACAGGUGUCAACACCCGGACGAGAGACAGUACCAAUGGAACAGAUAACUCUACGAGGCAACACGAUUCGGAGUGUCACCUUACCCGACAAUUUGGCCUUGGACACCUUGUUGACUGACAAGGAAGCCCGAAAGCGACCAGCGGUGGGCAAGGGCAAGGGAAAAGCUAAAGGCCGUGGCGGUGGUGCUAGAAUCCGUUAAGAGCAGAGACCACUUCUCUUUCAGAGAGACCACUGCUUUUCAUGAGGAGAUGAAGGAAUUUUGGGGGGACAAGAUGAGUGCUUCUUAAAAAUUAUAGUUGCUGGUGGUGCAGUGUGGGUGUGCCUUCGAGGUGGAGUACUUCUUCUACUAGCUAGAAAGGAAGAAAGGAGACCGACCGGAAGAAAGGCAGAAGGCAACAUCAUCUUCCGGGUCAGCAGUACUACAAAAACAAGCACAACAACAACAAAUACAACGACUUGAUAUUUGCACGAACAGAGGUGACGUAGACGUACAACGAGUGCGUCUAUGGGACAAUUACGGAGUAGAUGAACAACGAAACGUGCAACUAUGAACAUCGCGCCAACUAGCCUUUACCAUGCACCCGCAUGGUAGAAGAUUGAUAUUUAUAGCAGAAGACGUCGAAAGCUUCUGCCAUCAUUCAUGAAUCAAUUUACAAAUCCCAUUACCACGACCCAUAAUAUAUGCCAUUGAAGAUGAACAUUGUCACCAUGAUCUAGGGACUACAAUGGAUAUCACAUUCGCGACACAAAGUCCUACGUUUCACAUUGCGCAUCACCUAAUGAACACUGCCUGAAGCAGAUGCAAAAAGAGCAAGGUG